AUGCAGCAAGCUGUGGUGGAUCCAUUGUUAUCGCCGUUUUUGAGCUCCGAUUCUGGUUCUCAGAGAUCGGCGCCGGAGAAGCCGCGAUUUAGUGAUCUUAGAGGGUUGCAGUGGCGAAUAAAUCUUGGAGUUUUGCCGUCUUCUUCUGCGGCUUCCAUUGACGAUCUUCGUCGAGUUACUGCUGAUUGUAGAAGAAGGUAUGCCACUUUGAGGAGGCACCUCCUUGCUGAAGCCCCUUCUCCGAAGAAUGGAGCUAACUCACGGAAUCUUGUCAUGGACAAUCCACUUUCACAAAAUCCAGAUAGUACAUGGAGUCGCUUUUUUCGCAACGCAGAGCUAGAAAGAUUGGUUGAUCAAGAUUUGUCACGUUUAUACCCAGAACAUGACAGUUAUUUCCAGUCACUAGGAUGCCAAGGCAUGUUGAGACGCAUUUUAUUGCUAUGGUGUCUCAAGCACCCGGAAUGUGGUUAUAGACAAGGAAUGCAUGAAUUAAUGGCUCCUCUACUUUAUGUUCUCCAAGUUGAUUUGGAGCGUCUCUCAGAAGUUCGGAAGCUUUAUGAAGAUCACUUCACAGACCGCUUUGAUGUUCUUUUAUGUCAAGAGAAUGAUCUUAAUUACAGCUUUGAUUUUAGGAAAUCCCCUGACAUGAUGGAGGAUGAAAUCGGAUCCCACAGAAAUGCAAUGAAAGCUGGUAGUCUUGAUGAACUUGAACCUGAGAUACAGUCCAUUGUAUUACUAAGUGAUGCAUACGGAGCCGAAGGUGAACUCGGCAUUGUAAUAUCUGAGAAAUUCAUGGAACAUGAUGCUUACUGUAUGUUUGAUGCUUUAAUGAAAGGGGCCAAUGGUUCAGUUGCAAUGGCGGAUUUCUUCGCUUCAUCUCCUGUAGCUAGCUCCCAUACUGGCUUGCCUCCUGUGAUUGAAGCUUCUAUGGCAUUGUAUCAUUUACUAUCUCUUGCUGAUUCUUCUCUUCAUAACCAUCUUUUGGAUCUUGGGGUUGAACCGCAGUACUUUUACCUCCGAUGGUUGCGGGUUUUAUUUGGACGAGAAUUUUCACUUGACAAACUACUUAUCAUUUGGGAUGCGAUCUUUGCAUCAGAUAAUAGCAAAAUGGAAAAUAGUGCGGAUGACGACAUAGAUUAUGGCUUCAGGAUCUUACAAUCACCCCGCGGAGCAUUUAUCUCAGCUGUUGCUGUAGCAAUGAUACUUUAUUUAAGAUCUUCUUUACUUGCAACUGAAAAUCCUACAACCUGUCUCCAGAGACUACUCAACUUCCCCGAAAACAUCACUAUUGAAAAAAUACUAAAGAAGGCUAAAUCCUUGCAGGAUCUUGCUUUAAGUAUUGAUAUUUCAUCCUCGUCACAUUUGCUUUUGGGAUCUCGUUACCAAAGUAAAACGAUAUCUACGAGAUCUGUGACCCUUCCAUCUGAAUCUGUGUCUCCGAAAACUCCUCUGAAUUUUAUACCCGAUAGCUACUGGGAAGAAAAGUGGAGAAACGCCCAAAAGGCCGAAGAACGUAAGCAAGAUGGUGCAGAAAACCAGGUUCCAACUCAGAAGAAAGGAUGGACAGAAAAGAUGAAAUUACGUUUGAGAAGAACAGAAUCUGACCCACCUCCAUCAAGGGUUCUAAGCGGGCAAAGAGGAUCUAAGCCAUCGUUUAGACGCAGUUUGUUAGAAGAUCUGCGUAAAGCACUUGGCGCUGAGGAAAGCAAAGAACCUGAGCAGUGUCAUGAUGAAAUCAUAAGUGAACGCGAUAAUCUUUCUGAAGCAGUUGAAGUAGAGCGACAAGAUAGUGGCUGUAAUAGUGAUAACAACUACUCAUCUGACGAUAAAUGUCCAAGUGGAAAUUCUGGUCGCGAUGAAGACUCGUCUAUAUAUUCUGACUCCGCCAGUCCUCCUAAUGAGGACAAUGAUCCUGAAGUCACCUCAGAAAAAAAUAGUGCUACAUCUUAUUUAUCUCUUGAUGAAUGCAAUGAAAUUUCAGAUACCUGUCAUAUUGAUUCACCUUUUCCAAUCUCAGAUCCUCCCGAGAACAUGCCUUCAAUGUCAGUAUGCAAUAAUGAUAAUCAAGGAGAUGAAUGCAAUGAAACUUCAGAUACCUGUCAUAUUGAUUCACCACUUCCAAUCUCAGAUCCUCCCGAGAACAUGCCUACGUCAGUAUGCAAUAACGAUAAUCAAGGAGAUCAUCAACGCAAUGAAACUUCAGAUACCAUUCCUUGUGAUUCACCCUCUCCAAUCUCUGAUCCUCCUCAGAACUUACCUCAGACAUCAGGAUCUGAUAAUGACGUUACAGGAAGCUCAGCCACAGCCCCUAAAGAGAGAAAACAGAAUAAAUUCCAGUGGUUUUGGAAUUUUGGACGGAGUACCGUUGAUGUUAUCUCUGAGAAAGUAGGAGGUGCUGCCGAAGCUAUGAAGUAUGCCAACAGUAAUAGCAAUCAAAGUAAUUCAUCACUGCCACCAGCCUCUCCCGAUGGACAUUGUAGUUCUGUUGGUUCCAGAGGAGAUUCUGUUGACCAAAAUGUGAUGGGCACUUUAAAGAAUAUUGGGCAGUCUAUGCUUGACCAUAUUCAGGUGAUUGAGUCUGUUUUUCAACAGGAUCGAGGCCAGGGAGCCUCAUCGGAUAAUUCAUCUAAGAAUGUUCUUGUUGGAAAAGGGCAGGUUACUGCCAUGACAGCUCUAAAGGAGCUUCGGAAAAUCAGCAACCUUUUGUCUGAGAUGUGA
Lathyrus sativus (Indian pea) is the source of this 2718-nucleotide messenger RNA. The record is from the annotation of a GenBank genome assembly. Lineage: Eukaryota; Viridiplantae; Streptophyta; Magnoliopsida; Fabales; Fabaceae.